Dermatophagoides pteronyssinus (European house dust mite) is the source of this 2558-nucleotide messenger RNA. Its product is annotated as protein tweety homolog 1-like. Gene Ontology annotation, molecular function: intracellularly calcium-gated chloride channel activity; volume-sensitive chloride channel activity. NCBI's taxonomy places the organism in Eukaryota, Metazoa, Arthropoda, Arachnida, Sarcoptiformes, Pyroglyphidae. The record is from RefSeq and is a predicted model, not a curated record. Gene Ontology annotation, cellular component: plasma membrane.
UUGCAAUUCUACAACAUAUUGUGGUUCCGUCAUAUUCUAAUAGUCUUUAAUAAGUGAUCUCUUUGUCAUUUAAUUUUUUUUUUGUUGGUUCUCAAAAGAAUCAAAAAUGUCAUUUCAACAACAAGAACAACAACAUCAAGUACAGUCACAAUCAUUGAGCGAAAUGUAUUUCGUUACUGUGACUAAAAUCGAGGAUUUCCUCGACGAUCUUACCACAAUGAUUACCAAUCAAUUGUCAAUGAAUGAUCCAUCAUUAACAGUGACUACACAUGAAAGCCUAUACAAUAUGUCCAUUGUUGCCGAAUGGUUUCAUUCGAUACCACAUGUUGACAUUAAAUUAAGGCCACUGCCAGCCAACAUAACAUUCGAUCCAAAUGAUAAUGAAUAUCUAGAAUCAUUGGGAAUAUUGGUAGCCAUACCUGGAUUCUGGCUCAUACUUACCUUAAUAUUUUUUCUGGUAUUCUUUCUUUGCCGUUGUUGUGAUGGACCAAGUUCAAAAGAUCAACAAAAACAAUUCCAUCAACAAGCAACAUUAGUGAGCAAAACACCGAAACCAAAACGAUUGACUGGAUGUAAAAUAUGUUUAGCAUUGUUAGCCGUUAUUGCCGGUUUUGCUAUUACCGUAAGCCUUUUAGGCUCCAUAAUCGUUCAUCGUGGUAUGGUUAGAUUGGGUAAUUCAACAGCCGAUAUAGCCAAUAUCAUCGAAACAGUUCAGAACGAUACUCGUACCGCCGCAUAUUAUCUCCACGAUGAAAUUGAUGUCAAUAUUGAAUCAUUAAAAGGUGCUGUAGAAAAAAUGCUAGUCAAAGACGUAGCAGUUAAAGCAAAUUUAGAAAAUCAAGUCUUCUUCCUUAAACGUAAUGUCAGUCGAUGUAUGCGCAGAGUAGAUGAUAUUUAUUCACGAAUCGAAAAAUUAAACAUCAGACCCGUACCAGAUAACGUACAAUUGAUCGAAAAGAUUCGAUGGCCAUCAACAUUUGCAUUUGCUUUCUAUCUGAUUAUUUUCUGUCUGAUUCUCCUUUGCGGAUUAGUCCGACAUUCCCGAUGUACGCUGAUCCUGUUCUCAGUAUUUGGUCUUUUGGCUUUAGUACUUGGUUGGGUUCUAUCAUCGCUCUAUCUUGGUUUAUUAGUCGCUGGCUCAGAUUUUUGUGCCGAACCUGAUGCAUUCUUGGACGAUCGUUUCAGUAAUGAAGCUGAAAUGGCUAUUCUUGAUUAUUAUAUCCGUUGCCGUUUACCUACUCAUCAACAACAGCAACCAAUCGGUUCAAAUCAUCCGUUUCGAGUACAAACUCGAGCUUCAUUAAUUGCAUUAGAUCAUAUGUCUGAAUUGAUUCGAGCAUUAGAAAUGCUAUGUAUUAGCUAUUGUAGUCCUGAUCAAAGUGUUGUACGACCACAAAUCAAUUCUAUUGUACAGCAUUUAAAUUCCACCGAAAGACUUCUCAAAUCCGUUCAAGCAUUACUCGAUUGUCGACGAAUACAUGAUGAUUUUGUUCAUUCAAUGUCAGCUACAUGUAAAGAUUUGAUAGAAGGAUUGUUUUUGCUAUUAAUAACAUCAUCAGCCAUUGGACUUUUAUUUACAUUGUUGGUUCUUUGUGCAUCACAUACAUGGAUUCAUAUUCGUUCCGUACAAUCAAAUAGUACGACAAGUUUAAUUAGUACUGGUCAAGCUGGAUCAUCAACUCUUAUGGGUCAAUUAGAUAAUGCAGAUGAAACUGAUCCGUUUCUUCCGCCAACACCUCGAAAUCUUCUUACCAGCCAACAUCCUCAUCAUACUAUUUUGUCCAAUAAUUCGACUAGUUCAUCAUUGACAAAUGCAUCACUCAGUGGUAAACGUUUCCGCGAUUCAUACAGCAGUGCCUAUGGAACCACUGGACGCGGAAGGUUAGUAUUCAGCCACACUCCACCUCAGACACCUCAUUUUACCACUUUGGGUGGUGGCGUUAUGAAUACCACAACUACAUUGAAUCCUGUUCAUCAGCAACAACAUAGUCAAUCGACCCUUACGCAUCAUGGAACGAUUGGACGUAUUUUACCGCGUUCUGAAGAACAAUUAGCAUUUCUAAGUCCCCCGCCUGCCUAUGAUCAAUUAAAUCAACAACAGCUUCAACAACAACAACAACUACAACUACAACAACAGCAGCAGCAACAAUUACAACAUCAACAACAACAGCAUCAACACCAACAACAACAACAGCAAUUACAUUAUCAUCAUCAACAUCAACUUUAUGGAACACAUCAUACCGGAACAUUACCACAUGCACAUCAUCAUCAUAGUCAUUUGCCAACCACAUCUACUACAACCCAACAACAUCAAGCCCCUAUGGUUGGACAUAAUCAAAGUGCAAUUGGCCACUAUAUGUAUUCAUCGUUUGGUCAUCCAUCAUGAAUGAACAAAAACCAAAAAUUAUGUCCAACAUAUGCCCGAUCUUUUUCCAUAAAUUCGUAAAUUUUUUUAUAUAGCCCAAACAAUUUAUUUAUCGAAACGCUCACACAUACCCAAAUCCACAAUUAAUCCAGAUGAAAGUAAAUGAUGAUGAUUGAAACACUGAUGAUGAUUG